CCGUUGCUAAGUGACGGCUACUGUGCACUUCUUCGGUCCGCUAAACGGGUGCUAACUGGUUGACAUGUUUACGCCUUUUUGGGAAAAUAUACACAGAUUUAGAUAAUUUGUAGCAGUUGUAGCUUCUAUUUCGGAGCCAUGGCUGCUAUAAAAGACGGCGAAUACACGGCUACAAUCUACAAACUGAUUAAAGACAGCCAGUAUGUGGAGGCAAUUCACAUCCUAAACAGCCAACUUCAAAAACACACUAAGUCUAGGGCAGCACUGUCUCUGCUCGGUUACUGCUAUUAUCACAUCCAGGACUUCACCAAUGCAGCAGAGUGUUAUGAACAGCUCACCCAGCUGCACCCAGAGGUGGAGGAGUAUAAGGUGUACUACGCUCAGUCCCUCUACAAAGCCGGCGUUUAUCCUGAAGCUACUAAGGCCUCGUUUGCACUGGAUAACCCUAACAGUCACACCAAGAUGGUCAAACUGCAAGCCUGCAUCAAAUACUGCGAGGAAGAUUAUUCUGCUGCCAAGUCAUUACUGGAGCAGCUGCCUCAGGACGACCCAGACUACAUCUACAAUAUGGGCUGUUUACUUUACCAUGACGGAAAGUACGAAGACGCCUGCAAGAAGUUCACAUCUGCCAUGCAAGUCCUGGGAUACGUGCCAGCGCUGUCCUACAACAUUGCCCUGUGUUACUAUAGUCUGAAGAACUACGCCCAGGCCCUGAAAUACAUCGGAGAAAUCAUAGAGCGAGGCAUCCGGGAACAUCCAGAACUGAGUGUGGGGAUGACGACUGAAGGCAUCGACGUGCACAGCGUGGGCAACACUCUGGUUCUGCAUCAGACGGCGCUGAUCGAAGCCUUCAACCUGAAAGCAGCCAUCGAGUACCAGCUGAAGAACCUGAAAGGAGCUCAGGAGGCUCUGACAGACAUGCCCCCCAGAUCAGAGGAGGAGCUGGACCCAGUGACGCUCCACAACCAGGCUCUGGUGAACAUGGACACAAAGCCGUCGGAGGGUUUUGAGAAGCUGGCCUUCCUUCUGCAGCAGCCCUCCUUCCCUCCCGUCACAUUCGGAAACCUGCUGCUGCUUUACUGCAAACACGAGUAUUUUGACCUGGCAGCUGACGUCCUGGCAGAAAACGCUCAUCUCACCUACAAGUUCCUGUCUCCGUACAUGUAUGAGUUUCUUGAUGCCUUGCUCACCUGCCAGACAGCACCAGAGGAGGCUUUUAGGAAGCUUGACGAGAUGAACGGCAAACUGACGGAGCAGCUCCGUAAACUGGCCAAGCAGGUGCAGGAGGCUCGACUGGCCCGAGACGAUGAAGGACAGAAGAAAGCCCUGCAGGACUAUGACCUGAUGCAGGAGAAGUACAUCGUGGUCCUCAUGGCUCAGGCCAAGAUCUACUGGAACCGGGAGAACUUCCAGAUGGUGGAGAAGAUUUUCCGCAAAUCAGUGGAGGUGUGCAACGAAGACGACACCUGGAAACUGAACGUGGCCCACGUGCUCUUCAUGCAGAACAAAUACAAAGAGGCCAUCGGCUUCUACGAACCCAUCGUCAAGAAGCACUACGAUAAUAUCCUGAACGUCAGCGCUGUGGUCCUGGCCAACCUGUGUGUGUCCUACAUCAUGACCAGCCAGAACGAAGAGGCUGAGGAACUCAUGAGGAAGAUUGAGAAAGAGGAGGAGCAGAUCUCCUACGACGACCCUGAUAAGAAGGUGUUUCACCUCUGCAUCGUUAACCUGGUGAUCGGAACGCUGUACUGUGCAAAGGGGAACUACGACUUCGGCAUCUCUCGCGUCAUCAAGAGUCUGGAGCCUUACAAUAAGAAGCUGGGAACAGACACAUGGUUCUAUGCCAAGCGCUGUUUCCUGUCUCUGCUGGAGAACAUGUCCAAACACUUGGUCAUGCUGAGGGACGCCGUGGUCCAGGAGUGUAUCCAGUUCCUGGAGCACUGUGAGGUGUACGGGAAGGAGGUUCCGGCCAUCAUCGAGCAGCCGCUGGAGGAGAGUCACAUUCACAUCGGUAAAAACACCGUCACCUACGAGGCUCGGCAGCUCAAAGCCCUGUUCUACGAGGUGAUUGGCUGGAACAAGUGACAUCAUCACUGUGACAUCAUUCCGUACAUGACGGCGAAUCAGACCUGGCUCUCACUCUGGACCAGUUUUUGUACUUUUCUUACACUACAGACGUUCUGUUAUGAGCCUGACUGGAGCUUUCAGUCUUUGGCUCUGAUGGUUUGUUUUUAAUCUACGUCAGUGAAGAACAUCUGCGUUAACCCUUCAGUCCAUGUUAUAGUGAACUAACAUUUAUAGAGCGUUUUCACACUUUGUUUUUAUUCUCUGUACAUUCAUGCAGACCGUCUUCAUCUGCCUUAAGAUUCUGGCCUGUGUUUAUGAUCCAAAAAUAAAUGAAGAAAAAACAUUAUUUAUGGAAAAUAAAAAUGAUAUUUUUAGAAAUAAAAUAGCA
Sphaeramia orbicularis (orbiculate cardinalfish) is the source of this 2455-nucleotide messenger RNA. Its product is annotated as tetratricopeptide repeat protein 30A-like. Gene Ontology annotation, cellular component: intraciliary transport particle B; axonemal microtubule. Gene Ontology annotation, molecular function: protein binding; intraciliary transport particle B binding. The coding region runs from base 139 to 2085 and encodes 648 amino acids. NCBI's taxonomy places the organism in Eukaryota, Metazoa, Chordata, Actinopteri, Kurtiformes, Apogonidae. Gene Ontology annotation, biological process: intraciliary transport. The transcript has 19 exons. The record is from RefSeq and is a predicted model, not a curated record.